AUGUUUAGAAAUAAUCAACCAAGCACACUUUGGAGAUUAUUCUCUAAAUACAAGAUACAAGCAUUGGUCUUGUUUGUAGUAUUCCUUUAUUUAACUUCAUUCUUGUCUUAUACAAGUACUGAAGGUAAUAAUAACAACAAUAAUAACAAGAAGACACCAGUUGUUGACAACAAGACCAAUAACAAUAAGAACAACAAUAAUAAUGUAAUAAACAAAGUAACUAAAGUACCAGUAGACUAUAGAAAUGAACAUGUCGAUGGACAAGCAGUCAAUAUAGAAGAGACAAGAGGUAGUGAAGAAGGAACAGGAAAGCAACAAGAGCCACCAAGAAAACACGGUGUUCGUGAUGAAGCCGAUCCAAACCAUCAAAAGGAUCACCACACUGGCUCAGAGAUCAACAUUCCAAUCAACGACGGAUCUUCAUUUGACACUAUGACUGCCAACGGUGGUAACAUGGGUGGCAUGGAACAAGAAAACAAUGUCAAACUUCCACACGACGUUACUAUCGUUAUCUUGGGUUACACUCUUCACAAGGAUGGUAUGCCAUCACGUAUCCUCAAAGAACGUGUUGAAUUGGCCGUUGAAACUUAUUCACGUCUCAAAGAAAAUGAUAAUCUUAAUCCAAUCAUUGUAUUAUCUGGAAAGAGCAAACCAAAUGAUUUUGAUGAAACAGAAGCAGAAUACAAGACAGAAGCAGAUGCAAUGAGAGAUAUUAUUACAACUACCUAUGAUAUUGAUGAACGUGACAUUUACAUGGAUUUACGUGCAACCAAUACCGCAGAGAAUGCAAACAACACACUCACUAUGAUGUUGGCAAAGAAUAUUGUGCGUUGUAUCAUCAUUACCAGCGAUUUCCAUCUUCUCCGUUCACAAUACACCUUCCAAACUGUGUUCCCAGCUCAAAUCGAUUUAGAGUUUUAUGGUGCAGAGACAUCGGAAAAGAUGCGUAAAACUAUGGGUACUUCUGAACGUGCACUCUUUGAAAGCUCACAAAAGGAUCUUAUGAACAUGGGUAUCAUCGAGACUGACGUUGUCGGAUACCAUCCAUUCCGUAACGUGCCACGUUGGAGAAUGAUUGAAAGAGAAAUCGAAUUGGACGCUCGUAUGAAGCGUGAUAUUGGCAAACACCCACUAUGUGUCGACUAUGGAUCCAACCAAGGCUACUUUUCAACUAGUCUUGCUCAAAAACUACCACACUCUCGCAUCAUGUCAUUGGAAGGUGAAAAGACCCAAGAAUACAAAUCAGCUGCCACCAUUCAUCAAGAAACUCUUGAUGAAUUGAAUAUAAAGAAUGAUUUUAUUUGUAAUACUACUGUUAGACCUUUCAUGUUUAUGGAACUUGUAAGCCAAAAUCAUGUUUAUGAAUAUCAAUUAUGUUUGAGUAUUUUCCAUUGGUUUGGAAUGAAGAAUAGAGAGGAAUUUGAUAAGGUUUUGUUUGACUUUUUGUUGAAUAGUAAAACAUCGUUUUUGGAGUUACCAGAAUCCAUGGUCUACGUUGGACCACAUGGACACGGUCAACAUGAAUGGCAAAGAGUCAACAGAUGGUACGAAGGUAGAUCGGAAGAAGUCAUCCUCGAAGACAUUAGAACCAAAUACAAUUUGAAUAUGUCUUGGAAGGUUCUUGGUGCCAUCAGACACGACAAUGGAACCAUUCGUAAGAUGAUCAGAGUCGAUGUCAAUCCAAAACAAGAUACUCGUGAUCCAUUACCAUUUGAAGAUUUGAAAUCAAUUUAUCAAUGUUAUGUUAACCCAAAAAAAUAA
Molecule: messenger RNA, 1761 nt
Organism: Cavenderia fasciculata
Lineage: Eukaryota; Evosea; Eumycetozoa; Acytosteliales; Cavenderiaceae
Exons: 3
Coding region: 1-1761 (586 amino acids)
Cellular component (GO): plasma membrane
Source: RefSeq, a predicted model, not a curated record